Molecule: messenger RNA, 2199 nt
Organism: Grus americana (Whooping crane)
Lineage: Eukaryota; Metazoa; Chordata; Aves; Gruiformes; Gruidae
Gene: TMEM218
Product: transmembrane protein 218
Exons: 7
Coding region: 29-379 (116 amino acids)
Source: RefSeq, a predicted model, not a curated record
UGCUAGGGGGAAGAGGCGGCGGAGCGGCAUGGCGGGCACGGUGCUCGGUGUGGGGCCCGGGGUGCUGGUGCUGCAGCUGCUCUGGGGUCUGGCGCUGCUGCUCUGCCUGGCGCUCUCCCGCGCCUCUGGCCGGGCCCGGUUGGCCGUGGUGCUGGUGACGCUGGGAGCCGCCAUCCUCAGCGCCGCGCUGCUGCUCUUCCCCCGGGAGGACGAGCGCCCGGCCACAGCCGCCGCCGCCGCCGAGAUCGUGGACACCUUCUUUAUCGGCCGCUUUGUCCUUCUGGCCGUGAUGAGCCUGGUUGUGCUUGGGUGCCUGUUCCUGCUCCUGAUUUACCACCUCAUGGAGCCGGUGCAUGCCAAACAGCUCCACAGCAGCUAGCAGCAGCAAAGAGGAAAUCCUAUUUUCAUGGCAAUAAACCAGGAAGGGAGACCAGGAGACUGUUCUGGAGGUGAACACGUCGAUUUUUCCAAGCUCAGAAAGAGCUGGCAAAGCAAGUGAAGCGUGUUGUUUGCACCCAGCCCUGCAUCUUUCAUCUUUAAAAGCAAAAUUUGGACUGAGCGCAAGUGCCUUCCUCUCCGGGGGGAGUUAAAGCCUCUGCAGACUGCAAAGGUGUUUUAAUCUCUCUUCUCUUCUCUUUUACAGGAGAGUUGAAAUGCAUGCACUUUGUACUACCCUUGAUUCAAUGAGUUGAACUGAGCUGAGAUGGUUUGUUAUUGUUAACCACAAGAGAUGGUUUGUUAUCAUUCCUUUUUCACGUUAGUUUAAUAAAACUCUCUGAGAAACCCCUGGCUCAGCCUUUAUUUAUUCUCCAGGGACAUCACCUUUGGUGACAGUGUCUUGGAAAACCGCCUGACAGACGUGGGGGUUUUUGGAAAUUUGGCAUGUGGUUGUGGAUCGUUGGGGAUGGUCCCUUUGACUGGAAACCUGAGCCUUUAGAGUGGGGAGGGAACAAUGUGCGAAUAAUCCUGAAACGGGCAAAUUAAAAUCAUCAGGUCUCUCCUCCCUGCGCUCAACAAUCCAGUUGGGACCCCAAGUUGCCAUCCUGAGUGGGGAGCACAAAACUUACAGUUUCUGCUACCCUAAAACAUAAAAACAUCACUCACGCUACAGAUCCCUGGCUGAAGCCAGUAGUUGACUCCGAUACCUUUCCUCAUAGGGGUGAAAAAAACACUUUUUAUGUUGUUCAGCAGCAGCAAUGGGGUCAAAUCCCAUUUUUCUCCCUACUUUUUUCACAGAAAUGGGGAGGAACAGCCCUGUGAAGCAAAGCAGGGAGGCUGGGCCAAGCCAUCAGCUGGCAGACAGCUCGGCGUGCAAAUCAAUCUGUUGAUAGCAGCGGCUUGUGCAGGCUGGGUGUCUGUACUUGACUACCGCUAACAACUGCUUUGUGCCAUCUUAGCCAUCCCUCACCAGUGAUGGUUUAUUUUCUCGUGUGAAAAAUCACAAGGCUUUUAACUCGUUUGCAGGAAAAAAGGGGUUUCAGCAACCCGGAGAGUGGCAUGGUCAUUUCGGAGCAGAGAAGGAGCCUUCGUCAUCCAUACCGCGCCAGGAGAGGUUCCCGCAGGUGCCCCGCGGUAGCUGGGUGAGCCCUGUCUUGCCAGCUGUCAGUCACAAAAUAUCGCUAUCAGGACAUGAAAGAUUAAUAAGGCAGAGCUAGUGGGCUUGGAGACAGCACUUCCCCUGCAGAAAAUGCCCCAGCACCCAGGAGCCCUAACUCGGUCAGCGAAAAACGUGACAGCAGUGGACGCGUGUUCAUGGUCUCCUGGCUUGCACAGCUCCCUCGCCGCCAUGCUGCACCAAAGGGGCUCGCGGGAGGGGGAAAAGCAGCGGCCCCUUCUCCGGCGGCAGAGGAACAAGACGAGGGACCAGCAGGCAACCGGCGAGUUUUCAAAGCCCCAUCAAGCAUCUCCGCUCGCUCCCAGGGGUCAGCGUGGAGGGGACUGAAGGCCACCGCCACCUCGAACGUGCAGCUGCUCCUCUCCCCCACCCCCGUGCCGCUCCAUCACCUUGCAGGGAUUUACAGGGAGCUGAUCCAACCAGCCAGCAGGAGCGAGACGUUGGGCAGGCAGCCCUAAGAAACCCGAUGUGAUGCCCGCGUGGAGACGCAGCAGUGACAACAAGGGGUAACAAACGUCUUUCCGGAGCGGCACCGACGCCGUGUUUUGGCAUCGUGGGACCAGAGGCCACCCCGGGGCGGUACG